This is a messenger RNA of Anolis carolinensis (green anole), 10172 nucleotides long. RefSeq names its product PHD finger protein 21A (gene phf21a). Gene Ontology annotation, molecular function: chromatin binding. Gene Ontology annotation, cellular component: histone deacetylase complex. The record is from RefSeq and is a predicted model, not a curated record. NCBI's taxonomy places the organism in Eukaryota, Metazoa, Chordata, Lepidosauria, Squamata, Anolidae. The transcript is spliced from 19 exons. Gene Ontology annotation, biological process: negative regulation of transcription by RNA polymerase II. Bases 815 to 2923 code for a protein of 702 amino acids.
CGCCAGCGAGCCUGUCUGUGAGGGAGUUGUGUCGGGCUCGCGCGCGCGCUCUCUACAGCCAGCCAAGUCAGUGAGUGAGCGAGCGAGCGCGCGUGCAUGCGCGAGAGGGAGCCGGGAGCGCGCCCCGCUCUGGCAGGCCGAGAAGCACAGCCCAAGCUAAGCCAAGCGGCGGCGGAGGGAUCCCAGCGUGCGAGUGCUGCGGCCGGGGCCGGGUGAAUGGGAUUGAAGAAGAGUUCAGCUUCUCGGCUUGUUUUUGUGUCACAGUUUCUCUCCUCCUGCGCCUCUUGGGCUCCGUCCUUUUCUCCCCGCCCGUCCCCUCUUCCCCGCUGCAGGAGGAGGCCCCCGGGGAGAGGGGAAGGAAAAGGACCCCUCAGAGGAGAGAGAAGAGGAGGAAAGCAGCCUCAGCAGGAGGAGGAGGAGGAGGAGGAAAAGGGAGCAACCAGCCAACCAACCAUCUUCCACUCCCAGCUUAGAUUAAAGAAAGUGAGAGGAGGAGGAGGAGGAGGAGGGGAGAAGAAGAAGAAGAAGAAGAGGAGGCCCAGAGGAGGAGCAGCUGCACCACCUUCCUCUCCUUCUCCUCCUUAUGAAGAAGAGGACUUCUCCUUCCCCUCACACACACAGAGAGAGGGGUCCUGCCAAGAGGACAUCAGCUCAGCAGCAUCACCAGCAGGGUCUAGAGAGCUGAAGAAAAAACUUGUUUCCUAAAAGUGCUGUUGUUGAAAGAACAGAAGAUUUCCUUUGCUCUGAAGCAAGUGUCUGAAGGUGGUGGGGAUUUAGUAACCUGGAUAGUUUAAGAAAGUGGAGAAGUUAGAGAAUGGAGUUGCAGACUCUACAGGAGGCUCUGAAAGUGGAAAUUCAGGUUCACCAGAAACUGGUUGCCCAAAUGAAGCAAGAUCCACAGAAUGCUGAUUUGAAGAAGCAACUUCAUGAACUUCAAGCCAAAAUCACAGCUUUGAGUGAGAAACAGAAACGAGUGGUUGAACAGUUGCGGAAGAAUUUGAUGGUAAAGCAGGAACAGCCAGACAGCAAGUUUCAAAUACAGCCAUUGGCACAGUCAGAAAAUAAAAUACAGACGCCACAGCCACUACAGCAGCAGCAGCAGCAACAGACGACUGCACCCUCUCCAAACUUGCUUGGAUCACAGAAGACUGUAACUACAGCUUCUAUGAUCACCACUAAGACACUACCUCUUGUACUGAAAGCAGCAACAGCAACCAUGCCUGCCUCUGUUGUGGGUCAGAGACCUACAAUUGCCAUGGUGACUGCCAUCAAUAGCAGCCAGAAAACUGUCCUUAGCACUGAUGCACAGAACACGCCAGUCAACCUCCAGACCACAAAUAAAAUCACUGGUCCAGGAACAGAGGCAGUCCAAAUAGUGGCAAAAAAUACAGUCACAUUGCAGGUUCAAGCUACGCCUCCUCAGCCCAUCAAAGUGCCACAGUUCAUCCCUCCUCCUAGACUCACACCUCGUCCAAAUUUCCUUCCACAGGUUCGACCUAAGCCAGUUGCCCAAAACAACAUCCCUAUAGCCCCAGCCCCACCACCUCCGAUGCUUGCUGCUCCUCAACUUCUUCAAAGGCCUGUGAUGUUGACAACAAAAUUCACACCCACCUCCUUACCCUCCUCGCAGAAUUCUAUACACCCAGUCCGUGUUGUCAACGGGCAAACAGCAACCAUAGCCAAAACGUUUCCAAUGGCACAACUCACCAGCAUUGUUAUAGCAGCCCCGGGUACCAGGCUUGCUGGACCUCAGACUCUACAGAUCAGUAAACCAAAUGUUGAGAAACAGACUAUCAAGCCCCAAGCAGAAACAGAGGAAAAGCCAACAGAGAUUCACACAGUUAUGCCUCCUGCACCACUGAAGCCAAAACGAGAAGAAAACCCACAGAAACUUGCCUUUAUGGUAUCUCUUGGAUUAGUUACACAUGACCAUCUAGAAGAAAUACAAAGCAAGAGACAAGAGAGGAAACGAAGAACAACAGCAAAUCCAGUGUACAGUGGAGCAGUUUUUGAGCCUGAGCGCAAGAAGAGUGCAGUCACAUACCUGAACAGCACAAUGCAUCCUGGAACACGUAAACGAGUCCUGAAUAUCAGAGUUGAGCACUGUGGUGUAAAUCCAUUUGCUGGUCACAACUGGAGUAGACACACUGAACCUAUGGGGCUUGGUCGUCCACCUAAAUACAACACAGUGCUGGGUUUUGGGGCUCUGACCCCCACAUCCCCUCUGUCCAGUCAUCCUGACUCCCCUGAAAAUGAAAAGACAGAGACCACAUUUACUUUCCCUGCAACUGUUCAGCCCGUAUCUUUGCCCAGUCCCAGCUCCGCAGACGGUGAUAUCCAUGAAGAUUUCUGCAGUGUUUGCAGGAAAAGUGGCCAGUUGCUGAUGUGUGACACAUGCUCACGCGUGUAUCACUUGGACUGUUUGGACCCUCCUCUGAAAACGAUUCCCAAGGGCAUGUGGAUCUGUCCCAAAUGUCAAGACCAGAUGCUAAAGAAAGAAGAAGCAAUUCCAUGGCCAGGGACUUUAGCAAUUGUGCAUUCAUACAUUGCAUACAAAACAGCAAAAGAAGAAGAAAAACAGAAAUUGCUGAAAUGGAGUUCAGAUUUAAAACAAGAAAGGGAACAGCUAGAACAGAAAGUCAAACAACUCAGCAACUCUAUAACAAAAUGUAUGGAGAUGAAGAACACCAUCCUUGCAAGACAGAAAGAAAUGCACAGUUCGCUGGAGAAGGUAAAACAGUUAAUCCGCCUCAUCCAGGGCAUCAGUCUUUCAAAGCCCAUGAACUCGGAGGCCAGCUCAGUAGUCAUUUCCAAUGGCAUGGACACGACCAAUAAUGCAAAUACCGCUGCCGCCUCCAACCCAGCCUCCUCCCCCAACCAGAGCUGCAUGGUGAACUGUAACAAUGGCAGUGAGACUAAAUAACAGAGCACAGGAAGAAGGAGCUGGGGAACGGCAGCAGCAGUAAGGAGGAAGAGCAAACCAAUGAAACUCUCUUAAACAGCAAAGCUGGAUUUCUUCUGGGAAGUGCAAAACUCUUGGAUUCCAGAAUGAACGUGAAGAUGCUUGUGCCAGGCGGCACCAGAGUUGCCAAUGGAUCCUUCUUAUUCUGUGUGUACAUGCAAAGUUUGGACCAUGUUACAUGAAUAGUGCCAGCUGGAGGUUCUUAGCCAGCACCAUGCCAAGUUAAAUAAUAUAUUUACUCUCUCUAUAUUUUACACCAGUGUGUGCCUGCAGCAGCCUCCACAGCCACUAUAGGUUUGUUUUAUUUUUAUUUGGGGGUGGGGAGCAGGGAGGAGGAGCAGGUUUCAAAUCUUAUCUGCAGACCAGUUUGAUUAGUUAGAGGAAAUUCAAAGUCCAAAGAGCCUGUGGGCUUUUCCUGUUUCUAAAUUCUCUGUACUUAACUAAACCAAAAAUCCAGAAAUAUAAAUUAACACAUCCUAGUGUCAGAAGGGGUGGGGUGGGGGAUAAAGCCUAUCUAAUAUACAGUAUUUGCUAUUUUUCGUUUGACAAAAGGAAAAAAUAAAAUAAAGGAGGGAGGGACUUUUCACUACAUAUCCAGCAGGAUAUAGAAAGCUGUUACUAAACUGGCAGUUUGGGGUUAUAUUCUGGGUUUUCUCCCCUCUCCUGUCUUCAAAUUGACAAAGAAGUAUAUUGUUGAUUAUGUCCCCAGGCUGAUCCCAGGUAGUUUUUCCUAAGGAGAAUAGAGAGGGAAGGGGGACUGAUAACAAUCAGCCUGAAUUUUUGAGAAGCGGGUCAAGACUGGAAAUUCCAAUGUUCUUUUCUCUUUUCUUCAUACAUUUGUCAAGCAAACCAAUGUCCCAAACAGUUACAGCACAUGUCCCAAAUGUAUUGCCCAAAUAGUUAAAAUGCCUGUUUCAUUUCUUACUUUUCUCUUUUGGUUACAAAUGUAAGGAAUAAAAAAAAACUGUUUUUCAGGCUGACAGUCCAAUUAAAGAGGUAGAUGGGACCUUGCAUGGUAUAGAUUAGAAGUAAUAGUGUCAGUGAGAUACAGUGAGUCUUUGUGAGUCCGUGUGUCAUCGUUUUGGGCACUGUUUUUUAUGCAAGGGCAAAAUCUUUGUAUCUGGGGGAAAAACAACUUUUUUAAAUUAAAAAGAAAAAAGAUAUUGAGGUCUUCCUAGUGUUACUUAAAAUAAGAUCAAGGUAAGAAACAUUGUAAAAAUUACAAAAGUGCUAUUUGUUUCCUAAACAAGUGAUUUCUAUUAAAAAAGGUGUCAGAACUGGAGAAAAUGCUGUCUACUUAGACUUUUUUAACAGAUUUUGCUUAUGGUUUUAACCCUUCUGCUGUUCUCCUGUUUGAAAAUUUCUUGGUAUGGGUUUCUGGAAAUUGUCAUAGUGAACCUGUAUGAGAGCUACAAACCUUUUUUAAACUGGCAGGGCCACUGCUUUUAUUUCCUUCUUUAUUAUCAUGUGAGAAAAACAUCAGCAUUAUUAACUCCUUUUAUUCUAUAGCAAUACAACGCCAAAAAGUAAUGAGCAAAUGGGCCUGAAGGAGUUGAGAUUUGCUUCUGAGUAGCACAGCUUGUCUUAUCUUCUGCUGCAAAUUGUCAUAGUAGUUUCCACACUGUAAAAUUCUGACAGUGGACAUCCCGUGAGUGAGUGAAGUAGUCAGUUUAUGUAUUUGAAUAAAGCCAGCCAACAUUUUCAAAUUACUCCAAUUGGUGACAGCUGUAGUAAACCAUGGCAGAGUUGACUUCAGCCUCAUCAAACAAUGCAGAAGUAGAUCUCUUCAUUGAGCGCCCCCGCCCCCGGGAUGCUAAUUGCAUGCUUUCAUUGGUCUAUAUUGAAGAACUAUGCAUCUAGAAGCACUUUAGUUAUAUACUCAUUUGAGUUUUCUUCAUACCACAUCUGUAUUAUCAAGCCAGUUGUUUUGCUGCUUCUGAACAUUUUUGUCUUGACAGGGAUUUUUAGUUAUGUUUCCAAUUUUUAAAGUUCUAUAUAACUGGUAUCUUUAUUUCAUGCUCUCAGUAAAGUGUAAGAAUGACUAUUGUUUAUCAGCUCUGGAAGCCAAGUCUUACCAUAAAUUGUUGUUAUUCUGCAGUGAAGCAGUGUGUCUUAAGAACCAGGUAGGAUUAGUUAAGUAGAACCAGAAGGUAGCCUGAACAGUCCUGUGUUUUUAUUACUCAUCAUAGCAGUACACAGAGAAAAAGGGCUCAGAACCGUUCUGUCCAUACUGUGACCUAUCAAGUCAGAUGCAGCCCACUAAAUGUGAAAGAAGCAUACAGAUGCUGCUGCCUGGCAGGGAAUGUUCAAAGCCAUGUGAGACGGCCAGCAUUGGGUUUGAUGAGUCAUAAAAUGUGGAGGCCUACAUGAAAAUCCCUUUGAGGGCAAGGGGGUAAAACACAGAAGAUCUCACACUUUGGACCAGAAGUAAUUACCAUCCUUAAAUUACAGAAAGAAACUACUUGUACUCUGGAGGCUGAAUCAUUUGUGCUGCUCACGGAGGGAGGUAGAUUAAUGGAAUUUCUCAUUGCUAACCAUUCCAGUGAGCCGUCCCUUCAUUCAGGAUGACUGAAGUGUUCGUGAAUCCAGGAAAUUGGCCUUUUGACCUCUUAGAGCUUAUUAAGGUGACUUUACUGCAAAGCUUUAUCUGGAGUUUAUCCGGUAGUUUAUAUUAAGAAAAGUAAUAUUUGAGUGAAAUCAAUUUCACUCUCCCUUCAAAAUAAAAAGGGACGAGGUGUACUAGGGUAGGGAUACAGUUUGUUGAGGCUGUUUCUCAUGUGUUGAACCUGCUUUGGAAUAAUUUCUUAUCAUCUGAGGCAAUUUCUCUCCUUUACCUUUGGCAUCCUGUGACUAGUAGCAUCGGUAAUAAAACUUUGCUUGUAAAGCGCAGCAAACAUCCAGCAUGUCAGAGUGAAUGGGAAAUAGUGAAGGGAAGCAUGGGUGUACAAUGCCCAACUUAAUAUUUUAUGACUUUUUAAAUAAUUUUUGCAACUCCUCUAUAUUAAUUUGUGCUUCUGUUGAGGAAUCCUUCUUGGCUAGAGGUAAGGAGAAAAGGGAAGAGGGGGACAACCAGUGGAGUCAAUUCCCAUUUGUCUUGGUUUCAUAUAGAGGGAAUAUUUUUGCUGAAUUUGAUUUCAGUAUGCAGGGCAAAGGACAGAAUAAAUGCAAACAGUCCUUUCAUGCUCUAGAAGUGGAUACAUACAUUGUUUGUUGACUAGGAAAGCCCAAGUGUAUAAUGCACUGUAGUUGGCACCCGUUUCUAUUUUUUCACCUUGAGAGUUGUCCUCAAAAUAUAAAGGAGCUACAGAGCAUUUGUGAGUAAGAGUAAUAAGAUAAAAUCUGCCUUGUUCAAUAAUGGAUUGCCAUUGCAGUUGAUUUUCUUAGUUAGAAUCAUCAGUGCCUCACUAAGUGCAGAACAGUACGUAUUUGCAAAAUUAUUGGGUUCAUUUGUCAGUGGAGGAACCUACCAGAGAAAUAUCUUUAGUGCUGUGAAGGAUCAAUACUUUGUGCUUCAGGGCUGAAUCUUGUUGGCUAUUUGCUUUACUCUGUCACUUUGUUGUUGUCUUUUUCUUCCUCCUCUUAAUGUUUUGUAUUGACUUCUUUAUGACAUACUGUACGAGACUGAAGUCCCAUAUAAACAGGUUGCUGGGGAUGUGAAUCUUGGACCCGGUUGCACAUAUUUGACCAUGUGACAAGCAGCUUUAAUUUAAUUCUCUCCUAUGUAAAGACUGAAAAAAAUGCAUUUGGGUGAACUUGUGUGGACCACUAGAUUUUCUCAGCACUCAGUUGUGAAAGUGUAGUGAGCAUGACUUUAAUAUGUGCUGGCAAGUUAGCAUCAACUCAUGGCAAAUAUAUGAAUGAAUGGCCUUCAAGGGACACAGUUAUAAACAGCCCUGCACAGGUCUUGCCAACUCAGGACCAUGAUUACUUAGAUUGAAUUGAUCCUCCUGCUUUCAGCUUUGCGAAGUAUGAUCACCCCCCCUCCCCAAUGAGUCAUGUUAUCAUAUGCCAAAGCAUGAUGUAUAGCGAGAAUUUAGACUUUGUUCUUGGACUCAUAUAUUGGCUUCUGGGCUAUCAAUGGUAUCCAUAAAAUGCUCCAGCACCACAUUUCAAAUGAACUUUUUUCCUGUCCCCUUUCUUCAGUGUCUGGUUUUCUCCUAUAUACAUAGAAACUGAAAAUACUAUGACAUGAAUGAGCCUGAUUUUGGUUUUUAGUUAUAUUUGUUUUUGAGUAUCUUAUCAGUUCCCCCAUAAUUGCCCUUCCAUGUUGUAGUCUUCUAAAUUAUUGACUACAAUUUGAAGUGAGCCAAGGAUAUAGAAAAUCUUUAACAUAUUUAUCUCCAUCGCCCAUCUUAAAAUCACAUUAAUUUUUUGUGGUUAUGUUUUUGUUUUUUUAAUACUCAGCUGCAACUCUGCAUGUGCACUUUCUCCCUUAAUGUUCCAAAUCAUUGCUAUUCCUUGCAUUGCAUCUCACAUUUCUCGAUUUUUACAUCUCUUCCCUUAAGAGUCGAGUGCUACUUUCUUAGACAGCGUGAUAAAUUGCACCCUUGUCUGACCCUCUUGCCAAAUGAAAGCCAUUCUGUUUUUCUAUAUUCUGUCCUACUGGUGGCCUCUUGUCCAAUUUAGAGGCAAUAAAAUAUCCUGUAAGCAUUGCCAAUAUAUGAUGUAUUAGAAAGUUGCAAAUUAUGUGUUAGAAAGUUGCAAGUAUACAAAUGCCAGCUUUGUGGUGCCUACAGAUAAAUGGCAACAUCCUUCCCACUUUUAGCCCAGCACUGUGUGUUCUACAUUUACGUUUUCUGUUUUUAUUCUGCUUCUUUGAAAAUGUAAACCAGCUCUUUUUGCCGCCUUACAACAAAACUGAGCAAUUUUUGAGUAUUUGACAGCCAUUUUGCCCUCCUCCAAAACUUAAGUAUGUCACCUUUUUUUCUAGUACUUUUAUGCAACUUGGCUGGCCAUUUUUCUGCAAAUCUCCUAAAUGACUAUUAGGUAAAGGGCCCCUUUUUUAAACAAGAAGUGGCUGUUCACCAUUUGAGGGAGCAAAUAAAAUAGGGUUGGUGCUAAUGGGCACUACACUAUGACCCGCAUGUGACCCUUGAGAUUCCCAUAACUACCUUAUUCUUUCUUUUUUGUUCAAGUUUGUUUUAAUUUUUGCCCUAGAUCAGUAGUUCUCAACCUGUGAGUCCCCAGAUGUUUUGGCCUUCAACUCCCAGAAAUCGUAACAGCUGGUAAACUGGCUGGGAUUUCUGGGAGUUGUAGGCCAAAACACCUGGGGCCCCAAAGAUUGAGACCCACUGCCCUAGAUCAAUCCAACUUUGUUCAAGUUUAUGUUUUAAUAUAUGCCCUAGAAUAAUCCAAACACUUGGGUUUGAAAAUCAUGUUCUCCACCAGUUACUUGCUUAACCCUCCACAGCAAACUAGACCACAAAUAUGGUCUCUUCAGUCAGGAUUCGGGUAUGCACAAAAUGUAGCUUUUAUUUUCCUAAGGUUUCUACAAAAAAACUAUGUGGGUAAAUCCCCAGACUCUGCAAGUAAGGUUGCAGGCUAAACACUAGGAUUUAGAAUUGGAAGGGAUGUGCUAUGGCCUUACAGAUAUUCUAGGGACUGAAACUCUAUCUCCCCAACCACUGGUGAUACCUGAGAAUCAGAGAUCAGCAUCUGUAGGAUCACAGAUUCACCAUUCUUGACCAUAACAUAACUGUCCUCUACUCUCGGUCUUGUUUUCCUACUUGUAAAAGAUUAAUGGAAGUCUAUUAAGUUUCUGUUCUGUUAUACAUGUGUCAGAAGUAUUAUUUGUGUUACUAAGAACCCAGGCUGAGACUGGCAGUUUGUGCCUCUUGGCUAAAAUUGUUUUUCUUUCCUAUAAAUUCCCCAGGGACUAGCAGCUGACGGCUUGUGGCCGCACUCCAGAGUCACCACUUCAAUUAGCACUAACAUACAGCAAACAUGGCACUUUAGCUGCUGCUUUAAGCAUCAAUCUUGGUAGCGUUUACAAAUGGUUGUAUUUUAAUUACUAUCACACCCCUACUUCAAUGACUGUUUUGGGGAAAAGACUUAUUAUUGACACCAACAUUUAUCAUUUCAUCUAUCCCUAGCCUUCCUUUGAAAUUUAGUUAGAAGAUCCUAAAGUGUUGAUUCUUCCUUCCUUAUACAACAGUAAGCACCAUAUCAUUAUUCCAUUCCAUUCAAUUGGUGAGUCCACUCAGUUUACAGCUGUAUACGUACAUAUCACAUCAACUGAAGGAGCCUAGUUCCAAGAAAUGUCUUUCAGCAAAGAUCAAACUCAGUUUUCUAGUUACUGCUGGUUUUUAGUCCCACUCUUUAGAUUGAAAGAAUCAAGAAUUGGUUGAGUGUGACCCUUUACAUAACACAUCAUAAAUGCGAAUUUAUAUUAAGAACAAUAAGUCAGUAGGAAUCAACCAAGAUUAAGAAAUUGACAUCAUAGAUAUUAUUACAUUUGGAAACAGUCAGUUUGAUCAUAAAAUGACCUAUCAAAUGCUGAAUACUCUGCAUACCUCACUUAUGCUGUCAAGUGCAAACUCCAGUGUGUUUUCAAUGUUAUAUUCAUUUGUCGCCUAUUUUGUAGCUCCAUUCCAUUUUGCAGCAGCAGAAGAAACUUCUGUGGAUGACUUAGUAACUACUCAUUCUGUGUUUAACAGCAGGUGUCAUUCGUAAUAGUGAAAUUGGACUCCUCAGAGUAAACUGGGCAUGCCUAAAGGCUAUUGCCCAAAUAAGAAUCUCGCCACCUUUGUUUUUGGGGCAACGUGUAUUGAUGUACUGAGUCACAGACCUACGCCCUCCCCCAACUCUUCCUCUCCUGAUGUAUUAGAUAAAGUCUACUACAGUUAUUUACACUGUCUCUGCAUCCUGAAUUCUGUAUAAUUUGAAAGGCCUUCUUUAAAUGAAUUGGGUAUAACAUGACUUCCACAGAUAGACAUCCUGUGAAUGGUAUGUGGAUGCAUGUCUUUGGCUACGCGGGAUUUUUUUGUUGUUGUUAAAGUUUUUUUUUAAAAAAAAAAUAGCCUGGUGCUCAUAGUGAUUUUUCAGUCUCUUUGCUGCCUUCUUUCUGUAGCCUUCCAGUCCCUUGUGGGUUUGGUACAUUGUGUCUAGAUUUAGUCUAUUAAAGUGGGAAGAAAAAAGGGGGUGGGGACUCCACAAUAAAUGAUCAAUUUGUAUUUAUUUAACAUUUUACUAAAUAAAACAAUAAAAUAUC